Messenger RNA from Aspergillus heteromorphus CBS 117.55, 1470 nucleotides. RefSeq lists its product as uncharacterized. The record is from RefSeq and is a predicted model, not a curated record. The transcript is spliced from 2 exons. The coding region runs from base 1 to 1470 and encodes 489 amino acids. Lineage: Eukaryota; Fungi; Ascomycota; Eurotiomycetes; Eurotiales; Aspergillaceae.
AUGGCUGGUCUUCUUCCCGUCGACAUGCACCUCCAUCUGGAGGAUGCGGAGUUGCGUGAAGUGAGCCCACCACCCACAGGCAGCCCAUGCCCAGAUGCCCUGGACCCUUUUGACCCUAUGGACACUGCGCCUGAUUGCCCUCAAUUUGAGUCUGACAUCAAACAGACGUCUAGCAGCGCCCCGCUUUACGACGGCCAAGAAGAAACCUUUGAGAGAAGCGCGCAAUACCAGCUGAGAUCGGUGAAGCUCGCCGGCAAGCCUAUUGCUCUUCGCGUCGGUGGUCCUGGUCAGGAGAAACAGUACUUGAACUCGAAGGUUCCUUUCAGAACUCCUUGGAUCAGACCAGUGCACCAUUUCUCCCCAAUAUCGAAUACCGCCAACUUCCUCCUCUCCCCGUCCGCUCGCCCCGCGCACGAGAUCUUGACCACUCAGCCAAGAAGAAGUCCUUUUGUCAAGCCGGACUUCCUGUGCAACAACCUAGGCACGGCCAAUUUCCGGUCAGCUGGAUUGAACCGGUCUUCUCAUUCGUGGGCUUUCGCCAGUAACCCCCUACUGGCUUGCCAUCAACACACCAAUCUCUCAGACGCAGCUGUCCCCCCUUCGAUCCCCUGCAAGAGGUCUUUCGGAGAACAACAAGAAGUUCGGGCUCAGCGUACGGAAUCUGGCCCGAAAUAUCGUCGUCUGCGGUUCGGCCCACUUAUAGGUGGUGCUAAACCAUACGUGAACCCUCAGCCUGAGAAAGUUCCCACCGGCCCGAGUACCGUUGACCCGGCUCCUUUGAAAAUAUUUCCAGCUCAGCCGAAUGUCACGACGGCUUUUGCUGAUAUUGAGAACCGACCUCCCUCCUGCCACCACGUUCCAACGGGCAACCCGGGAACCGGCUCGACUGGAGUGACUGAUGUGACUGAUGACCUUAUCACUGCGGCUCAAAUCCCUGGGGCAUGGCCUGAUAUGGCAGCGCCUGUCCCUAUAGAAGGAUGGGCUGCAUACUGGUCGCGUUGGCAUAGUGCCAUCCAAACAGUUAUGCAUGUACCCGUUGGGCUGUCCCAAAAUGUCUCCUCUGCAGUCAGACGCGCUGCUGCUGCUGCUGGCACAGCCAAGCGACAUGUGCUUGAAGUCUGGGGGACGCGGUACAUUUCCCGCGCAUAUGGAUACUUUCGAACCCAAUUGUACACUGGCACGUACAUCUCCCGCGCAUAUGGAUACUUUCGAACCCAAUUGUACACUGGCACGUACAUCUCCCGCGCAUAUGGAUACUUUCGAACCCAAUUGUACACUGGCACGUACAUCUCCCGCGCAUAUGGAUACUUUCGAACCCAAUUGUACACUGGCACGUACAUCUCCCGCGCAUAUGGAUACUUUCGAACCCAAUUGUACACCGGCACGUACAUCUCCCGCGCAUAUGGAUACUUUCGAACCCAAUUGUACACUGGCACGUACAUCUCCCGCGCAUAUGGAUACGGAACAUGA